This is a messenger RNA of Poecilia reticulata (guppy), 2691 nucleotides long. RefSeq names its product adrenoceptor beta 3a (gene adrb3a). Gene Ontology annotation, biological process: norepinephrine-epinephrine-mediated vasodilation involved in regulation of systemic arterial blood pressure; adenylate cyclase-activating adrenergic receptor signaling pathway; positive regulation of MAPK cascade. Gene Ontology annotation, molecular function: epinephrine binding; beta3-adrenergic receptor activity. The record is from RefSeq and is a predicted model, not a curated record. Gene Ontology annotation, cellular component: plasma membrane. Lineage: Eukaryota; Metazoa; Chordata; Actinopteri; Cyprinodontiformes; Poeciliidae.
AAGAGUUUGAAGUCACUCUGGUUGUUCUUGAAAAGGCGUCAGUGUUUGCUUGAUCUCCACACAGCUCAACUGUUGCAUUGUGGUCAGAACAAGAUUCUUCAGAAAACUGCACUCGGUGGACAGAUUUAAAUGGUCAAAGCGAAACUUUUCGCACUCCAAAACUUUUUUUACUUGAUACUUUAACAUUUUUCCUGGACUCAUGAACUUGAUGGAACUUUUUUAGUUCUGUGGACAGUUUGGAUUCAUCGCUUGGGAGAAUAUGUUGCUUAUUUUGGAAAGAUGGAGAACCACCACUCCCAUUUGAGGGCUGCCAGAGCAGAACUCCCAAGGUGUGACAUGUGAGCAUUCUGUGCAAGGAAGAGAAAUAAUUUGCAGGGGAAAAACAGCAAACUCUCAGUGUUGAGCGGAUUUAUGUGUGUGAUUUUUUUUUGAGUCAAAUCUGUCUUUUUGAUGAUCUUUGGACAUCUUCAACUUGUCGUUAGUUGAGCCAAUGAAAGAUGAAUUCCUCAAACGAAACAUUAGAAACAUACCUUAAUCCACCGGGAGAGUGGUUCUCCGUCAUGGCGGUCAUCAUCAUCCUGGUCACCGUUGUUGGAAACCUGCUGGUCAUCAUUGCUGUGGCACGAACCCCACAAUUACAGACUUCAACAAACAUCUUAAUCAUGUCCUUAGCAUGUGCAGACCUCAUCAUGGGGGUCCUCGUGGUCCCACUUGGGGCCAUUUAUGUCCAGACAGGUAACUGGCAGCUUGGCGAUACAUUCUGUAACCUCUGGACUUCAGUCGACAUUCUGUGUGUGACCGCAAGCAUUGAAACGCUUUGUGUCAUCGCUGUCGAUCGGUAUGUAGCCAUUACAAGACCACUGCGAUACACAGUUCUACUCUGUAAAUUUCGUGCAAGAGUGAUAGUCUGUGUAGUCUGGGUUGUGUCUACUUUAAUUUCGUUUGUACCAAUUAUGAUGAUAGAUAAAAAAUUGUGGCAAAAAGACAACAGCAGUUGUUAUGAAGAUUAUAACUGCUGUGACUUUGUGGUUAACAAAGAAUAUGCUAUUUCAUCCUCGUUAGUCUCUUUUUAUAUCCCACUGGUAAUAAUGAUAGCUGUGUAUGCACAAGUCUUUGUUAUUGCUGCACGACAGGUCAAGCUCAUAAAGAAAGCUCGGCCGCGUUUGCAGAACGAAUGCCCUGCACAGACUCAAAGUGGCUCCAACUUGAACAAUCUCCUACCUCCAGCAUGCUUGGGCUCCAACAGCUUCAACAACGUGGCGAGGAGGAAGAGCACCAAGAGGAGACCGUCACGACUGCUGAUUGGUGAGCUCAGAGCCAUCAAGACUUUGGGCAUCAUCAUGGGGACCUUCACAAUAUGCUGGCUGCCGUUCUUUGUUGCCAACAUUAUCCAAGCUUUUAAUGAAACACAACUGGACAAUCGGCUGUUCUUGUCUUUGAACUGGCUGGGUUACAUCAACUCUGGUCUCAAUCCCAUCAUCUACUGCAGGAGUCCGGAGUUUCGAACUGCUUUCAAGAACCUAAUCGGCUGCUCGUGGUUGUCCACGGUGUGGUUAAACUCUUUUUAUAAGGAACUGCGGACUCGCUGCUCCUGUUUUCUGUGGCAAACUGAGUCAGGCACUGUGGGGUCUUUCCAAAAGUCUCCAGGCGGUAGGACUGGUGGCAGUGGCAGCCUGGGCAGCAGAAGUGACGAGAUGUCUAUUGGUCUUUCACAGUCCAAUGGCAGCACACAGUUCACCGACUGUUUUGAACCAGAAUCCCAAAUCUCCAAUACUGAAGACUUCGUUGGCGAUUUAUCCUACAAGGAAGUGAAAGUCAGGACAAACGCUGACCUUGAUGCACCUGCGCGGACACCAAACGGACGAACACCCCACCAGUUUGAACCUGUCCAACCAGAUGGUUCUGCUGGGGCUGAUGUGGAAGCUGCCAAUGGUGAUGGGCCAAACUGAGCAGAAACUGUUAACUGCGGCACAUUCACAAUAAAAGGAUGGCUGAACUGAUAAAUGUUGAUCUACUGAAGCAAACUGUUACUGUGAUUCCUGCGGCGUCUGAGACCAAUCGGCCUUGGAGACAAGUCAAAGUACAACAACAGCUGAACGAAGCUUUCCCCAACAAGAUGAACGGACUGGCGAAAAGCAGCAGCUUUGGCUCGGAAGGGACCGCUGCAACUUUUUUAUUUUUAUUUUUUUUCUUAAGGCAGGACAUCGACUGCUAUUGCGUGCUGCUCCACAGACAUUUGUUGACACCAGAUGUACUUUCUGCUGCCAUCCACAUGUUGACGUAUUGUUUACAUAGAGUGUUCCUGAUUAAGACAGAUGCACAUUCUAAAAGCGUUUCUAAUCCUUCAAACACAGCGUACAAUAUGAGCCCGGUGGUCACAGAAAUGUCAGCUCCAACUAAUUAUUUACAGUGCAUUAAGUGGUAAAUUAUGUAUUUAUGAUGCACUGAAUCUGUAGCAAAAUGACCGGUUCUUUCAAGGCUGGCGUCAUUGUAGAGACACUUUCAUCACACAAACCUUUCCAUACCAACAAGAUGUGCAGUGAAAUAUUCAACUCUGUCCUGUUAUUUGUUCUGAGCUUCGGCUCUUUGUUCGCACAAAUUUCCCUCGACUCCUUUUUGUUGUUGUUGUUUUUUUUUUGUUUUUUACUUUGUUAUAACGUGAAAGUAUCUGUUAUAAAACCUUCAAUAUGA